AUGUGCAGGAGACAACCUGGUAUUGCUAUCGGUCGAAUGUGUGAGAAGUGUGAUGGUAAAUGUCCAAUAUGCGAUUCGUACGUUCGACCGAUGACGAUCGUAAGGAUAUGUGAUGAAUGUUCAUUCGGUACGGCAGCUGGUAAAUGUAUUAUAUGUUCCUCACCAGCUAUAUCAGACGCAUAUUACUGUACGGAAUGUACGAGGUUGGAGAAAGAUCGAGAUGGUUGUCCGAGAAUUAUUAAUAUGGGAGCAAGUAGGGUUGAUGCAUUCUACGAGAGAAAGAAAUUGGGGUUGGAAAAAGGUGGUGGAUUCAAGAAAGGAUAA
Messenger RNA from Kwoniella botswanensis, 324 nucleotides. RefSeq names its product PHD finger-like domain-containing protein 5A. The transcript has 7 exons. The coding region runs from base 1 to 324 and encodes 107 amino acids. The record is from RefSeq and is a predicted model, not a curated record. Gene Ontology annotation, cellular component: precatalytic spliceosome; catalytic step 2 spliceosome; U2 snRNP. Lineage: Eukaryota; Fungi; Basidiomycota; Tremellomycetes; Tremellales; Cryptococcaceae. Gene Ontology annotation, biological process: mRNA splicing, via spliceosome.